GGAGGCGGCGCAACGAGGCCGACGCCAGGUAUUCGAGGCCCGACUGCACCGGGGAAUAUUGUAUUACGAUGAUCAGUGACACGUGCGGAUAUGUUUACUUCCUGCUGCUGCUGCUGCUGGUCCCGUACAUCGAGAGCGCUCGUCGACUGAACGAGUACAUUCGUCACUACGAAACGCUGUCAUAUCCCGUCGAGGAGGUCCACCGAAGUCACCUGAGGGCGAAGAGGUCGAUCAACCGCGACACCACCGUGACGUUAAAGUUUCGCGCGCACGGCAAGGACUUCCACAUCCGAUUAAAGCGGGACUUGACCACCUUUAGCAACAACUUAAUCAUUGAAGGAUCCAGAGGGGAGAGACAUUACGAUUCUGACGUGUCUCACGUUUAUCAGGGCAACCUAGUCGGCGAACCUGGUAGCCACGUGUUCGGAAGUGUCAGUGAUGGAGUCUUCCACGGGAAGAUAGUAUCACCGAAAAGUGGUGCGUGGUACGUGGAAAGGGCGCAUUACUAUUUUCCGCCGCAUGAGAUAAACGAGACAUUGCAUUCUGUGAUCUAUCACGAGAAUGACGUCGGUGAUCCGUACGUGGAUGUUCGACAAGGUGACGGCGGUGGAUGUGGCAUUACUAAUAGUGACGUAGUAGAGUGGAUGGAAAUGGUGCAGAAUUCCGCUCUACCAGAUGAAUCGCCUAAGACAGUCCCGUCAACAAACCAGAAGGAGCCAAAACCAAAUGUUGCACCUUGGGAUGGCGAUACCCGGGAGGCUCCAGAGCAUAAGUACACUAGAGAAGCUAAUGAACCUAGUCAUCGCAGGCCACGAAGAGCAACCAGGUCGAAAGAAAACAACACUUGCUCACUCUUCAUACAAACGGAUCCUCUUAUAUGGAGGCACAUCUCUGAACAGCUGCAUCACGACGUGGAAAAAACCAGGGAGGAAAUAUUGUCCUUGAUCGCACACCACGUCACCGCCGUGAAUUACAUCUACAGGGACACGAAAUUCGAUGGUAGGACGGAGCAUAGAAACAUCAAGUUCGAGGUUCAACGAAUAAAGAUCGAUGACGAGACGGCGUGCACGCCUCAACAGCCAUACAGCGAACCGAACCCUUUCUGUUUGGAGAACAUUGACGUUAGCAACUUUCUGAAUCUCCAUUCUCUCUCGAAUCACGAGGACUUCUGCCUCGCCUACGUUUUCACCUACAGGGACUUUACUGGUGGUACUCUCGGUCUCGCCUGGGUCGCUUCCGCGUCUGGCGCGUCCGGUGGUAUCUGCGAAAAAUUCAAGACUUAUACUGAGACCGUGUCCGGGCUGUAUCAAUCCACUAAGAGAUCCCUCAAUACCGGCAUCAUAACUUUCGUAAAUUACAACAGCCGUGUGCCGCCUAAAGUGUCACAGCUGACUCUGGCGCAUGAGAUAGGUCAUAACUUCGGAUCACCGCACGAUUUUCCGCCGGAAUGCAGACCGGGGGGCUUGGACGGUAAUUACAUUAUGUUCGCCUCGGCGACGAGCGGAAAUCGACCGAACAACAGCAAGUUUUCAAAGUGCAGCAUUGGCAAUAUCAGCAACGUCCUAGAUGCUAUCGAGGAUAAUAAGAAGAGGAACUGUUUUACUGGAGCGUUUUGUGGAAAUAAAAUUGUCGAGGCUGGCGAGGAGUGUGACUGCGGAUAUGACGACAACGAGUGCGUGGACAAGUGCUGCUAUCCCAGACAGGUGUCUGAGCUGGAUAAGAUUAAGAAUGACACCGCGAAAGGUUGCCAUAGGAAAUACGGGACUCAAUGCAGUCCUAGUCAAGGACCCUGUUGUUCGAGUGAAACGUGCCAGUUUGUGCCCCUCUCCCAUCGAGUUCAGUGCAGGGCCGAAUCAGACUGUAGUUACAAUUCUACAUGCAAUGGAAAGUCCUCCGAAUGCCCAUCGCCGUUACCAAAAGCCAACAAGACUAGAUGCAAUGAAGGCACUCAAUUGUGCAUCAACGGGGAGUGCACAGGAUCCAUUUGUUUGGAGUGGAAUCUGACAGAGUGCUUUUUAACGAGCAACAUCAUACCGAACAUCGACAAGCGAAAGCUCUGCGAAUUAGCCUGUCAAAAUGGGACUGAUGCAUCAACAUGUCGUGGGACGAGCGAGUUUGCACACAUGGUGGGAUUGCCCGAGGGUGGAAUGAGUCUCAGACCUGGUUCACCUUGCGAUAAUUUUCAGGGUUAUUGCGAUGUUUUCUUGAAAUGCCGAGCCGUUGAUACGGAAGGACCGCUUGCGAGAUUGAAAAACCUGUUGUUCAAUAAAGAAACUUUAUCGUCGGUAGCGCAAUGGAUAACUGAAUUUUGGUGGGCGGUGUUAUUAAUGGGUAUAGCUUUCAUCAUAUUUAUGGGACUGUUUAUCAAGUGCUGUGCUGUGCACAUUCCUUCUACUAAUCCCAAAAAGCCACCUGCGAGGCGUAUCAGUGAUACAUUAACAAGACCGAUGAAUACUCUUAGAAGAAUGCGACAUCCGCACGGUGGUGGUGGAGCUGGGCCAAGGAGUAUACCACCAAGAGGUCCAAGUCAAGGUGGACAUGGAACGCGUGGACCCUCUCAUGGUUAUGGAGAGGGUAGAGGUGCUCAAUAUUAUCCAAAAGCAGGAUAUCGCUCGGUUCCCACAGCUAGUGCGCCACCAAGUAGCGGGUCAGCAGACAAUUACGGGCGUUCCAAUCACCCAGAGCUGUAUGCCGGCGCCUAUUCGGGCUCCGGCGGAGGUGGGAGGAGCACAGCAUAUGAGAUGAGACAUCACAACAAGGUGUGACGAUCCUAGGAUGUCGUCAAGGACGAGGACCAUCAAUCGCGGCGUUGUACCACGAGUCGUUGUGUAGAACGAUUGCCAAAAUCGAAGAGAACCGAUCCACUCCACGUAAGGGAUGCAACGAUAACCGAGGUCGAAGCAAUAAUGACGAGUUACAGCACAAUGGUCGAACAGAUUGAGAGGUCCGGCGAUAUAUACUCUUUUAUCUGAGUUAUGUAGAAUUCAUAUAAAGAGACACGCGUAGAUACAAAGAAAGUAUGCAUCGGUGAUCAAAUCGAUCUCUCAUUUUGUAUCGAUUUAGUAGAUGUAAUUUCGCGGAAAUAAACGUUACGAACGACGACUCGAAAGAUUGACCAGAAUCACGAUGACGUAUAUUGUAGAAUAUAUUACGGAAAUCGUGAAUACCGAGAAUUUUAUAUGUAAUCUUUUUUAUGUAGCACCAAUGCCGCGUCUUUCGUGUUGUCGUUCAAAAAACUCGUCGCAUGAUCAAAUUUUAGAAUGCUUCGCCAAUGAUGGUGAUAUUGUUAUAUGAUCAAAGUAAUUUAAAUCGAUCCAACGUGAUUCAUUUCGCUUUAAUAAUUGACGCUGUACUCGCAGAGUGACAAACGCGGCGAUGUUAUAAAGGAAAGCGUGUCGCAUCUUUGUCUCUCGCCACUACGAAGACUUAAGGCCAAGAUCGUAUGGUCUUUGUGUGACGGCGUCCCUCGAGAUGUCGAUAUUCUGUGCAUGUCGCUCUCGAAAGUUAGAUUAAGAGAAUCUCUAAGACCUUGUUUGUUAGAAAUCAAAUAAGUUUAACGUGGGAAAUUGGCAAUAAGACAAUAUGUCCUUUGGUAAACAGCGCAUGUAAAUGAGCUUUCCAAAGGCGGCUUGUACUCAUAUUCUAUUUAUCGACGAGUAUAGAAUAAAAAAUCGUCUUUUUAAUCAGAUCAAAAUUUUAUCGUGGAACAAUAAUGAUUUAAUUUAGUUUUAAAACUUGAUGUGCGAUUAAAUUUCAGUAGAUGCACCGUGAUAGAAAAUUGGACUAGAAAAUUGGAACUAUCGCGUAUAAAGUAUCACCAGAUACACACCGUUAUGUUUAUUCGCAAUUUCAUUACCUAAAAUAUUUUUUUAACUGCUUUCUGGAGCGAAA
Molecule: messenger RNA, 3891 nt
Organism: Monomorium pharaonis (pharaoh ant)
Lineage: Eukaryota; Metazoa; Arthropoda; Insecta; Hymenoptera; Formicidae
Gene: kuz
Product: disintegrin and metalloproteinase domain-containing protein 10
Exons: 15
Coding region: 69-2765 (898 amino acids)
Biological process (GO): membrane protein ectodomain proteolysis; Notch signaling pathway
Cellular component (GO): plasma membrane
Molecular function (GO): metalloendopeptidase activity
Source: RefSeq, a predicted model, not a curated record